UUUUCAUUUAAAACUUUUUUAAACGAAUAUGACGUUGCUGUCUAUUAUAAGUUUAAUUGUUAAUAGACUUAUGAAUAAUUCGCGUUUUUUACGUAUGAUGACUUCAAUAUAAUAAUUAUGUUCAAAGACUCAUUUAUUUAAACGAUUUGAAUCAUUGUAAGAGUGAGUAAGUGGUGUAAAGUUAUAAUUCUCGACUAAAUCAUCAAACCAAAGGAGAAAUGCAGUGGUCGAAGGAGAGUUACCGUCUGGAUAAAGUGAAGGACAAGUUUGAUUUACCGCGUGUUGUAAGACUGACAGAGAGUUACCUUCCUCGAAAUGAAACGGAAAAAUUUGUUAGCGGAGAUAUCCUCAUUCUCAACAAAGAGAUAUUUUUACACAAAAUUGGUGCCUAUUUCAUACACUGGGAUUCAGAAGAUAGUGCAGUCCCUACCUCAGACAACCAGGAAUUUUUCUUGCCACACAGUUAUGACGGUAAAGUGCACGUGAUGAAAAGGAUCACUACCGUGAACACUGUAAAAGAACUUGUAGAUAUAUUUCCAGGCUAUGCAGAACUUGGAGAAAAGUUAACGGUAAAGGCACAUACAGGUAAAACUGUAAAAUUAGAUAAAGGGACGAAAAUAGAAUUGGAGAGGGUGAUACCUGGCUCCAUAACCGGGUUCGUAAAGGAACCAGAUGAGCUUGUUAUUCAGUUUGAACAUUCUAAAAAGAACAAAGUUGCUGCAAUACCUUUUAAUAAAAAGGGAAAAUUCCACACAAUAGCCGACCGCAAAAUGUACACCAUAAAAACAGCAAUAGAAAGAUAUGGACUGCCACUGGAUGUGAGGUUCAUCAGCAAUGAAAUAAAGCAGAAAUUUUAUGCGGAAGUAUUAACAGGGCACCGAAAGCCCGGAUCAGUUACUGCAUCCGCAAGGCUGACUCGAAUGGUUAUGCAGCGUGCCCUAGUUGGACACCACAUGCCGGCAAUAGACGCUGGGAAUAGUGCACGUGUACCCAGAGAAUCUGUUGUUGUGAUACCUAUAGAUAAUGAAGAGGUUGGAAAGUUAUUGGUGAAUGUGUGCGAGAGUCACGUGCGCACAAUCUACGGGUCUCUUGUCACUGAAAGGAGUGCUACGGAAGCGUGCCGUGUCGUCAAGGAAUCAUUGUGUCUCGAUUUUGCCGUGAACCCAGAGAUGAAACGUCUCCCUUUAGCCGGGUCACGUGUUCAGUGCCGUCGACGUCAAGAACCACCCGUGCCGGAGAAUUCUGAUAACAGUGGUGAUGAUGAUGAUGACUAUUUAAUACCAAUACCAAAAAGAUGUACAGACGAACUUGAGGGCUAUGUUUAUAUGUCUGUUACAGAACUGGAGGGGUAUGUUGAUAUGUCUGUUACAGAACUUGAGGGCUAUGUUGAUAUGUCUGUUACAGAACUUGAGGGCUAUGUUGAUAUGUCUGUUACAGAACUGGAGGGGUAUGUUGACAUGUCUGGUACCAGUCGUAGCAAUGCCGCUGACCCGCCUUUACCUCCCCGAAGAUCCGCCCAUACAUCACCAUUACCUCCCUGGAGAUCCGCCCAUACAUCACCAUUACCUCCCCGGAGACCCGCCCAUACACCACACUUACACUGACACAAAUACAUAGUGUCAUCAGAUGUGCCAAUACUUAACAGAUGCAUUUUUGAGAAAACAUAAUGACUUGAUCUGUUUAUCGAGAAAAGACGAAUUUUUGGAGAAACUCUAGC
Ruditapes philippinarum (Manila clam) is the source of this 1717-nucleotide messenger RNA. RefSeq lists its product as uncharacterized. Lineage: Eukaryota; Metazoa; Mollusca; Bivalvia; Venerida; Veneridae. The transcript is spliced from 6 exons. Bases 219 to 1604 code for a protein of 461 amino acids. The record is from RefSeq and is a predicted model, not a curated record.